Pipistrellus nathusii (Nathusius's pipistrelle) is the source of this 1761-nucleotide messenger RNA. The record is from the annotation of a GenBank genome assembly. NCBI's taxonomy places the organism in Eukaryota, Metazoa, Chordata, Mammalia, Chiroptera, Vespertilionidae.
AUGUGUGGAGCUUCUGCGUCUCCAGAUAAUCUGGUAUUCGGUAUGAAAAAUGGAAUGAGAAGCAUUAAGUAUAAGCCAGUAGACUAUCAGCAAUUGCACACAUUAACUGAAGCAAAAAAAUUAGCUGCUGCCGCCACAGAGCAAAAGAUCAGAAAAGCAGUGGAGACUUCAAAGAUAUCUAAGGAGCAACAGCUAAUAAAACAGCACAGGCAGGUGUGGUGGCAGGAACACCAAAGGCUAAAGGAAGUCAGGUGUAAAGUGGAAUCUGAAAUAAAAUCUUUUUUCAAAGAAGAGCACAUUGGGAAUGAAUGUCUGUCUGACCUUAAGAAUUUUGAACAAGUGCUAUCUGAACAAUGGUGCCUGUAUCUUAAGAAUGUGAUAAAUCCUAUUCAGCAAUUGAUAGCAGACCUAAAAUAUAGACAGCAUCACAUUGCACAACAUCCACACUCACACACUGAUGUACUGGAAGAGGUUGACUUUGUGAAGAAACAAUUAAAAGCUGUCUUUGAAAGACUUAGCAUGGAGAAACAGAAUUUGGAAAAUAAUCUUUCAGACCGGAGUAUUAAAAUAGUAGAUCAUUAUUCAGAAGAAAGGAGGAACCUGCUGAGUGAACUGCCAAUGGAAUUAGAAGCUUUGGAAUGCCCAUACCCUGAUUUGAAAUCUUCAAUUUUUAAUGAGUUCUGUCAUUUUACCAAGAAAUAUCAAAAGAAACUUCAAGAUUUUGAUCUCCUGUUAGAAGACAUAAAUAGAAACUUCCAAUUAAGUGAAGAAGAACACUGGAUAUACCAGGCUGUUUUGGAUCAGUAUCAUGGAGAUCUCUGUGGCAGAAGAACUCUGUAUCUGGACAUGUUACAACGGUAUUUUCCUCACAAAUCUAGGCAUGAUUUGGUCGAACAUGAGAAAUGUUGUGACCAAUAUCACUUUGCAAGGGAGCAGCGAAAGGUCUUGCUAUCCAAUUGGAGUAAGAAUAGGAGGGAUUUUAUACAGAAGGCUGUGCUGACACUUGCUGAGGCCUGUGCAGUUCAUGAAAUGGAGAGCACAUUGGCCAAGGACAGGAAAAAACAGCAGGAUUUGUGUGCUGACCUGAAAGCCAAGGUUCUUCAAUGGCGAGCCCACCAGGAAGAGGUAGCACAACUGGAAAUGGAAAUUUCUGCCAGAAGAAGGAAAAAGGAAGAGGAGAAAGAGAAACUGUGGAAGAAGAAGAAAUUGUUACAAAGAGAAGAGAAGAAAGAAAAAAUCAGAAAAUACUGGGCUAAAAAAGAACAGAACUGGCAAGAAAUGGAAAUGAGAGAUCUUCGGCGUCUAGAAGAAUUGAAGAAAAUAAUGGCUGAACAGUCAGUAAAAGACAGAGAAAGGGUUAACUACAGACAACAAUUAUUGGAGAAGCGUUUGAUGGAGAAAAAAGAGAUGGCUCUUCAAGAAGCACAGGAAGAAGAAGAAAGGGAGAGGCGGCUUGAAGCCCUUAGGAAACAGGUUGCUAUUGUUGCUCAAUUUGAUCCUGUUAGAAUGAUGUCAGAUACAAUGGCAUCGAAAGCAAAGAUGGGUAUUGGAAUUGAGGAAGAAUUUUUUCUUCAAAAGCCACUCUUCACAUUAAAUACAUACAACGAACAGCAGAUAAUUUCUGAUCCUAGACUUCGUAUUGAGUUAGCACUUCGAGAAGCUGGACUUCAUAAAACCUUUUAUGCCAAAGAGAUAUUACCAAAAAUCAGUCCUCAAAAACCACCAAGAAAGGAUAUGGAAUCUACCGUAUUUAAAACCUAG